UCAUCUCUUUUGUAUAAAAAUAAUUAAUUCCAUAUAUUAUCCACCAAAGCCUGAUUAAACCGAAGAAGGAAACAAUAUGCUCAACGCACUUAAAUCAGCUAGAGCACAGCAACCAUCUCUCUUCCCCUACACUCUGCAAAACCAUAUCGUCCGAAGACCAUCCGGUACUGUUCGAUUCGUACAAGCUACGACAGCCGGGCCGAAGCAACCCGAUUCAUCUGACUCAAUGGACCAGAAACAAGACCCCAAAUCCAAAACCGGGGAUACGAUGACGUCGUUCGGAGAAGGGUACGCGACGAGGUCGGAUGAGGAAGGAUUCGGAGGGAUCUACGGCCGUGGUGUGGUGAAAGACAAAAAUGGACAUGAAGAAUUUGACCAUAAGCAAGGGAGUGAAGUGAAGGAGACGGAGAAGGCUAGGAACCAGAGCAAGGCAGCAUCCUGAACCUAGUAUUAGUGCUUGCCUUUCUGUUAUAUAUAAUGUUGGUGGUUGUUUUUUCAACUUCCUCAAAUGUAAUAACUAUACCAACCUGUCCCAAACCUUUCGUGGACAACUACUAGAGUUGUAAUAAAGACGACCGAGCACGGUAAGGUGCAUUUGGCGUGUUCAAUCAAGGAAUACAUGCUGUAGCUAGGGUUAAUAUGUAUUUUAUUUGCUUUACAAGAAAAAAUUCUUAAAUCAUGUCUGAUCCUAUAUAAAUUAAAUUAAUGA
Sesamum indicum (sesame) is the source of this 709-nucleotide messenger RNA. Its product is annotated as late embryogenesis abundant protein. The record is from RefSeq and is a predicted model, not a curated record. NCBI's taxonomy places the organism in Eukaryota, Viridiplantae, Streptophyta, Magnoliopsida, Lamiales, Pedaliaceae.